AGAAAAUAACCUUAUAUCUGUAUAUUUAAAUUUUUAAGAAAAUUUUAAAUCAUUUUGAAAUUGAAGAUUUCUAUGAUUUCUAUAAAAUGUUUAUGUUUCGAAAAUCUUUGAAGUACAUAAAAUUAUUAAAUGGAAUAAGAGGUAAUGAUAUAUAUUCUAAGAAAAAGUUUAGUGCAGUUCCUAAUUAUGAAAUAGACUUAAAAGUAAACGGAACGUCUUUGAAUAAUUAUAUUAAAAAAUUACAAACAGAAUAUGAAAUUUUAAAUAGAGAUGCCAUCAAUAAUAAAAGAAAAAUGGAAUUACAACCUAUAAUUCAAAUAUUAACUGAUCGCAAGGUAUUAGUAAGUAAUAUCUAUAAUUUAAAGGAGUUAUUAGAAGACACAGAUACGGAUAUAAAGAAAUUAGCUGAAGAAGAGAAAUUGAAUUUUGAAAAUCAUUUAAAAGAUUUAGAUGAUCAUUUAUUAAAAUCAUUAAUACCUAUUGAAAAAGAAGACCUUCAUAAUUCUAUUAUUCUUGAAGUUCAGGCUGGAGUUGGAGGCCAAGAAGCUAUGCUAUUUGCUAAAGAAAUGUUUGAUAUGUACUGUAAUUUUGUUGAAUAUAAAGGUUGGCAAUAUGAUAUGACAGAAUACGGAGACACCGACUUAGGUGGGAUUCGCUAUGCAUCAGCCUUAGUAACUGGUCCUUCAGUGUAUCGUUAUUUUAAACAUGAAGCAGGCGUCCAUCGAGUUCAAAGAACUCCUGCCACAGAAAAAGGAGGUAGAAUACAUACGAGUACUAUAUCAGUGAUAGCUUUACCCCAACCUUCUGAUAUUGAAGUCAAUAUUAAUCCCAACGAUUUAAAAAUAGAAACAAAAAGGUCAUCAGGAGCAGGUGGACAACAUGUUAAUAAAACUGAAAGUGCCGUUAGAAUUGUACAUCUUCCUACAGGAAUCGCUGUGGAAUGCCAAGUUGACAGAUCGCAGAUAAAAAACAGAAAAUUAGCUAUGGCCAAACUUAGUGCUAUACUUUACCAAAGGCAAGUGGAAGCACAAAGCAGUCAAAUUGAAGCAGCUAAAAAGAGCCAAGUAAAUACCAGAAACAGAAACGAAAAAAUUAGAACUUAUAAUUUUAAUCAAGAUAGGAUCACCGAUCAUAGGCUAGGCAUUAAUGUACACAAUUUAAAAGUAUUUUUAGAAGGUGGUGAGCCUUUAGAUAAUUUGAUACAGAAACUAGAUGAACAAUAUUCACUAUCUAAUUUGUUAAACUUGGUAGAAACGGAAUUAUAAAAAC
Messenger RNA from Diabrotica balteata, 1269 nucleotides. Lineage: Eukaryota; Metazoa; Arthropoda; Insecta; Coleoptera; Chrysomelidae. The record is from the annotation of a GenBank genome assembly.